Molecule: messenger RNA, 1954 nt
Organism: Oldenlandia corymbosa var. corymbosa
Lineage: Eukaryota; Viridiplantae; Streptophyta; Magnoliopsida; Gentianales; Rubiaceae
Source: the annotation of a GenBank genome assembly
CGUAUAUAACUAAAAUCUUGACCACUAAAAACAAUCUCUCAUUAAUUACUUCCAAAUGAAUCCAAAAUACGAAAGAUCAUUUGAGCAGACCAACACCACUUAUAUUAUUAUGUUAUAGUAACCAUCUUAUUCAAAAAAAUUCCAUGGCUCACAAGAACCCAACCAUUCAUGAACAAGAUAAACCCCAAACUCAAAACCACACAAAUUAUCUAACACCAUUAAAUCAAACCCCACAAAAUUCAAUCUUCUUAAACAUUUAAGUGCAAACCCAAAAAAGAAAAAAAAAAGAAAAAAUUAAUCUUCACUGGAAUAAUGGGUUGUGCUUCUUCGAAGAGUUUCGAUAUUGCAGCAAACAACAAAGCCAUAGAGGUGUAUCGUCCACCUCCGACGAGCUUUGCCGUAUUCGAUGUCAACGCCAUUGAGGAGCCAUGGAUAAAGGCUAUGGAAGCACAGAAACAGCAACAACUGAAUGGGAAUGGGAAGCCGGCUUAUAUGCCAGACCCACUUCUGGAGAAGCUCAACGCCAUUGAAGAAGCUCCUCGUUCCUGGGAUGAGGUUAGUAAAGCUCUUGAAGAUUUAAAACCUACUUUACAAAACCCUCCGCUGGAGAAGCCGGCGGCUAAAGAAGGCGGCCAAAAGAAGAAUGAAAAGGAAGCGCAGCCGUCUCCGCCGCUGGGUCGGAAGAGUUUUUCCUUUCACACUUUAGAAGAGCUCGAAGCCAAGCUCUCCUCCGCCGCGAAGAAAAACCAGCCGCCGGAGGUUAAACCCGAGCAUAAAAAGACUGCGUCAAUGGCAUCAUUAUCAUCAACCAAGAAUCAGACGAAUACAACAAACAUAAAGAAAGAUACCGGGCUUCCUCCGGCGCCGGGGACGCCGGGGUACAAGUCGGUAAAGGACAACAUAUUCAUAGUGAGGGAUAGGUUGGAGAGAGAAAAAGAAGGAAAACCCGCGCCAAUCGUCCGGUUCAACCCGCUGAGCGACUUCCCGGAGAAAUGCCCGCCGAACGGGGCCGACUCGGUGGUCAUCUACACGACGUCGUUGGGAGGAGUCAGGCGGACCUUCGAAGAUUGUAACACUGUUCGGACCAUCCUAGAGUGGCACCGGUUCGUGUUCGACGAGCGUGACGUGUCACUCCACGGAGAGUAUUUGAAUGAGUUGAAAGAACUCUUGGGAGAAGGAGCGGCGGUGCCGAGGAUGUUUAUUAAAGGGAGGUACAUCGGAGGGGCGGAGGAGGUGGUGAAUUUGAACGAAACCGGCCGGCUCGGGAGGAUUUUGAACUGGGCUCGGGUGGAAAGAGGGACCGGGAGGUUAGGUUGCGAAGGUUGCGGCGGCGCUCGGUUCGUGCCGUGUAUGGAUUGCGGCGGAAGUUGUAAGGUUGUGGUUGGGGAAGAGAAGGAAAGAUGUCGGUCUUGCAAUGAAAAUGGUUUGAUUCUUUGCCCUCUUUGUGAUUGAUUGAUCAAUCCAUGAUGUAUGGAAGAUAGAAAAUGUAUACAUUAGGCCUUGAUGGUGUCCAUUAUUCUGCGAUCUCUAUACUCGCCGGAGCUUUCAAUCGGUGUUUAAUUUUCCAGCCUAUUUUGUUUGGUGGUUUUUACACUUUUAUAAGAGGAGAAUUGUAAGUUGAGUUUGGAGCCUUUUUGGGCUGUUUUCUGUUUAUGUAUACGGAGAGAAGAAUGAUGAUGUAAAUAGUUGCAUUUGAUUCAUAGGCUCAUAGCUGUUCUUAUUCUUUCUCCAAAUUUCUACAAGUUAUACUAAAAUAAGGUACUAAAUCUGUCCGGAUGAUUUUAAAGUAUUCAUACGAAAACAUAAAAUCUUCAUGGGAAGAAAUCAGAAUCCAAUCAUCUUUAUCCUCGUACUUUUUACGUUCAAGUGGUCAACCUGCUAACUUCUUUUAAACCAACUCUUUUUUUUUUUUUUUUGGGUAAAAUUAAACCAACUCUUCAAUCCUUCAAUUACC